UCUCUGUAAACGCCGAGCCGUUCCGACUGUAGGCGAAGUGCGUCGUGCUCGGACUGUGCUUUGCAGAGACAGGUAAAGUCUUUCAGUCGAGUAUAUUCGAUUCCUGCCGUAGUGAUUCGGGAUCCAAGUCACUUGUACACACACACACCCCCUCCCAACACGCGUCAUCGGCGGCGGCCAUGUUCGGAGUGGCUGUUCCGGGAUUGACAGUUUCAUACUCGGGGAGAGCACUGGCGCUUGCUGGAGACGCCGAGCAAGUUAGAAUCAUCAAGCUGUCGGGAAGGAAUACAGGGAAUCACCAUCAACAGGCUGCUGCGUAGGAACGCGUACGCUCUAUUCUUCUGGUUAAGAGGGGAGAACACUUCUAUUGCCGUGGUGUCGUAUUAAAUCACAGAGAAGGUGCGUUUUGGGCUUUUUCUACAGAGGUCGAGUUCCGCUUGGCCUGGCCCAGCCCCGAAUCCCCGAGCUCGAUUUGAAUUCCUGUGCCGGAGAACAAACUCCGCCUCCUUCCCGAAUCAACCAGCACCAGCACCACCACCACCACCUAUAUUUCUGGGAUAACUUCCUCGAGGGGAAGUAUAAGCUUCUUCAAAUGUAACGGCAUACUUUUUUUACUUUUGUUUUUUUUUGUUUGUUUUUAUUUAAUUUUAUUUUUAUACCUAGAUUUGUCUGAACGGUUGAAAACUUUCUGUACAUAAAUAUAUAUAUUUUGGUGGAAGGCUCGGUUUUAUUUUUGUUACAGUAAAAUUUUUAUCUUCAAUGCGAGGCGCAACCUGUUGAUUUUUAUGUAUUUUUGCUGUACGUUCAGCAGAUUUUAAAUCCUUUUUUGAAACCUCAAAAUGUCUACCAGAACGCCAUUACCUACAGUGAAUGAAAAAGUCUCCGAUCAGCACUCCUCUGGGCAAAGUGAAGGAAAGACUGGUAGUCGACUGAAUAUGCCCCACUGCCGUAACCCCAAUUCUUCUACUGCAGAUGAGCAGCCCCACAUUGGCAACUAUAGACUACUCAAAACCAUUGGCAAAGGCAACUUUGCCAAAGUUAAGCUGGCGCGGCAUGUUCUUACUGGCAAAGAGGUUGCAGUUAAAAUUAUUGACAAAACACAGCUGAAUUCCUCUAGUCUUCAAAAGCUAUUUCGUGAAGUAAGAAUAAUGAAGAUGUUAAAUCACCCCAAUAUAGUUAAAUUAUUUGAAGUUAUAGAAACAGAGAAAACACUUUAUUUAGUAAUGGAAUAUGCUAGUGGAGGUGAAGUUUUUGAUUAUUUAGUUGCACAUGGGAGAAUGAAAGAAAAAGAAGCUAGAGCAAAAUUUCGACAGAUAGUAUCAGCUGUCCAGUAUUGUCAUCAGAAAUGCAUUGUACAUAGAGAUCUUAAGGCUGAAAAUCUUCUUUUGGAUGCAGAUAUGAACAUUAAAAUAGCAGAUUUUGGUUUCAGUAACGAGUUCACUCUGGGAAACAAGUUGGAUACGUUUUGUGGUAGCCCCCCCUAUGCAGCCCCUGAACUUUUCCAAGGAAAGAAGUAUGACGGGCCUGAGGUUGAUGUCUGGAGUCUUGGCGUAAUUCUCUACACACUAGUCAGUGGAUCAUUACCAUUUGAUGGACAGAAUUUAAAGGAGCUGAGAGAGCGGGUUUUGCGAGGAAAGUACAGAAUACCUUUUUACAUGUCAACAGACUGUGAAAAUCUUCUGAAGAAAUUCCUUAUCCUUAACCCAGCCAAGCGGGGAAGCUUAGAGCAGCAAAUAAUGAAAGAUCGAUGGAUGAAUGUUGGACAUGAAGACGAGGAACUAAAACCCUAUAUGGAACCCCCUCCUGAUUACAAAGACCCCAAAAGGACAGAUAUCAUGAUUCAGAUGGGCUACUCUCAAGAAGAAAUUCAGGACUCUCUGGUAAACCAAAAAUAUAAUGAAGUCAUGGCAACAUACCUCUUGCUAGGGUACAAGACUUCGGAGCUGGAUGAUGGGAGUAAUUUGUCUCUAAAACCACGACCAGGAAGUGACCUCACAAACACCAACAUCCAAUCCCCUUCACACAAGGUACACCGUAGCGUCUCCACUGGACAGAAAUCUAAGAAACCUGGCAUGGAGCAAGGUACCUCAAUAUCAUCAUCAAAUUCUUACUCUAAACGCUCUCAGAUAAACUCCUCAGACAGUAAACACCAUGGAGAUGAGCCUUCUCGCAAAUCAAGCAGCACUGUGAAAGUGCCAGCCAGUCCUCUGUCUGGUACUGACAGAAAAAAGACUACCCCAACACCCUCCACAAACAGCAUUCUAUCCACUGGCACAAGCAGAAGCAGGAACUCUCCAAUGAUGGAACGAUCUAGCCUUGGCCAAUCCUCAAUACAAAAUGGCAAGGAUAGUUUAACCACACCGGGUUCCAGGGCUUCAACUGCUUCCGCUUCCGCAGUUCUGACAUCAUCAGCACGGCCACGCCAUGUGAAAUCCCAAUCCACGUCCGUCCACCCCAGCAAGGUCACGCUGCCCCCCACGGACAACCACUGUGAGGCGCAGCGGCCCAGUACGGCCCCUCAGCGAGCCCCUGUGGCAUCUCCCUCAGCUCACAAUAUCAGUACUGCUGCUGUAACAGACCGUACCAACUUUCCUAGGGGUCUAGCCAGUCGAAGCACCUUCCAUGCAGGACAACAACGUGCUACCCGGGACCAGCAUGGAAUAGCCUACAAUGGUCCACCAGCUUCACCAUCACUCUCCCAUGGCAACAGUCAGGCUCGGCGAGCAGGACCAACUGGCAUCUUUAGCAAGUUCACCUCCAAGUUUGUGCGCAGAAAUCUGUCAUUCAGAUUUUCCAGAAGGAACCCGUAUGAGGGAGAGAACAGAGAACGAGAUGAGGGGAGCAGGCCUGUUAUGGCAGGAGAAAAAGAAAAAGAUGAGAACAAAGAUGCAAAACCACGAUCGUUACGCUUUACCUGGAGUAUGAAGACCACAAGCUCCAUGGAACCCAAUGAAAUGAUGAAGGAGAUAAAGAAAGUGCUAGAUUCCAACAGCUGCGAGUAUGAUGUGCGUGAAAAGUACAUGCUAUUUUGUGUUCAUGGAAACCCAUCACAUGAGAACUAUGUUCAGUGGGAGAUGGAAGUAUGCAAACUGCCACGUCUGUCACUCAAUGGUGUGCGGUUCAAGAGGAUAGCUGGUUCAUCUAUCGCAUUCAAGAACAUUGCCUCCAAAAUUGCCAAUGAGCUUAAACUCUGACCAAUGGAACUGAAAAAGGAAAAGGUUUUUCCCGAAUCCCUAAUAUACAAAUAUCCCAUUUAUCCUCCUUCUUUCUGUCUUUAAUUCUUCAUAUAUAUGUGUGUGUAUGCAUGUGUUUAUUUAUAUAUAUAUAUAUAUAUAUAUAUAUAUAUAGAUACACACACCAUAUACAUAUGAAGAUUAAAAAAAAAAAUCACUCUUUUGUUCAGCUUUAUUUAAGUAUUCAAGAAACGUAUGUCUCCUUGAAAAGAAACUUUGAGAGUCUGUGGUAAGCGACAUUUCUAGGAACUUGAUAAUCCUAAAAUAAAAACACACACACACAAAAACUGUUAUCACAUAACUGGAGUGGUUUGUAGCAGCGUGUGCUUUAGUGUCUUUACAUUGUUUUUGGAGGUACUUAAAAAAAAAAAAAAA
Polypterus senegalus (gray bichir) is the source of this 3608-nucleotide messenger RNA. It is a transcript of the gene mark2b, whose product is annotated as MAP/microtubule affinity-regulating kinase 2b. The transcript is spliced from 19 exons. Gene Ontology annotation, cellular component: cytoplasm. Gene Ontology annotation, molecular function: ATP binding; tau-protein kinase activity; protein serine/threonine kinase activity. Gene Ontology annotation, biological process: protein phosphorylation; microtubule cytoskeleton organization; intracellular signal transduction. Bases 840 to 3194 code for a protein of 784 amino acids. The record is from RefSeq and is a predicted model, not a curated record. Lineage: Eukaryota; Metazoa; Chordata; Cladistia; Polypteriformes; Polypteridae.